AUGACAACCGGUAGCCCUAUGCGAAGACUCCUACAUCCGCUCAUUGAUCGCCUUGAAGGAGAGACCGAUGAAAAGGCCUUUGCAUCGUUGCAUCGACUCAUAUCAAUGCCCCGUGAGGAAGAACCCCGACAAUGGAGGUCGGACUUCAAGGUCCUGCGACCACCUGAUCUGCUGUCCAUGCCGAAUUCCAACACACUCCACCUACCCCGGCUCCUCUUACCCCAGCAAAUUCACCGUCUAGGCUCAAUUCCUGGCUGUCAUGUGUCGGAUACAAUGAAGAAGCCUCCAGAGAUCCCGCUGCUUCGGGCACGGUCUGCUUCAUUUUCCCUUGCCCCUCGAUUACAACUCCUGAAGUAUGACUUUACGGCAGAAUCUAGCAAUCCAUCAGCUUCCUGGAGGGCUCCAAUGCUUCUACGUUUGCCUACAAGCGCCUUUGCAAGUUCCAUCCCUCCAGAGCUGUCCUUUUUGUCCAAAUUAUCACUAGACCGAAAACAGUCAUCCCCUCAUCUGCCAAAGGAGGUUUCUGUCCAGGUGGGGGGGUCAACAGAACCGGCACAUCAAAAUGCCCAGAUGGGGGAUGGAGAUCAUUCAAAAGGUAAGGAAACUUGCGACGUUGGCAAGGAAUCGUCAGUGGACAAAAGUACUUUGUGCAGUCUUGGUGGAACUAAAGACGAGGAGAAAGAACGGGUGAAAGAAGGCGAACAAAGGCCGUCUCCUUUCGACUCCAAAGGUAAAUUCCGCCUUAGAAAAAAAUAAUUGUUUUGGGUUGAGUUUGAAAUGCACGCCCUCUGCAUAACCGAGAGAAAAAAACGAGCACAGAGGGGUUUACCAUUAAAAGCCGAGAACAUUUGGAGCCAAGAUAUACCACAGGAUACCUUUGACUACUGAUUGUAGAACAGCAUAUCGGGUGGGCGAGCAUUUGAAAGUUACUUUAGCCUAGACGACCUUUAAGAAAAAUUGCAGUGUGGCGCUUAAAAACUUGCUGUUUUGUCAAUUAGUGCGGUAUGCAGAAAGCUGCUGUGAAAAACAAAAGGGCGGUUGCAUAAUUUUGUUUGGUGGGUACCAAAUGUUAUUCCAUAUGCCCUUUGAUGACUGCCUACUACGAGGUAAAUCAUACUGUAAUCUCUUCAUCCGUUCAACUUGGUUGCCGCUGAUCACAUUCCAAAUAUUGUCAUUUCUGACUGUCCGAUUAAAGAUUUAAACCUCCGACGAUGUAAAUCGGUAUGGAACUUCCCCCUCAGGGUGUCACUACUUUAAUGCAUACAAGUAGGAGCUAUUAUGCUUUAUUUGAGGAAUCUAAAAUAAAUAUUUACCAAUCAGGUACAUACAUAUAUGUACGCAACGGUAUUCACAACCUUUUAAUCGCCAUCAACUUGACAGCCAUCGAAAAAACCACACACCGUUCCAAACGUCAUAGUGCAAGCAUUAAUUCCGAAAGUCAUGUAAUCCGUUUUAUCAAAUGAUAUAGGACUUAACUUCCCUGUCCUUGUUUAAUAUGGUGCCAGUUUUUAAAUGUUGGAUGGUUCUUAAUCAAGGCAUUAAUUGCCAGCCCUGUUUUUUUUUUUAACUGAGACCACCUUCUGUCCCUUUUUUCCACGUUCUGCGCCUCCAUUAGUGAGACUGGAGAUAUUAAAUUCGCACUGAAACUGAUGUUGCAUAUCCUGAUUAGGUAUGCAUUAACUUUGCAUCCUGGUCUACAAUAUGUAUUAAUCUUCAAAAAACAUUCACUGGUAUGGCCAUCCCGACAUCAGCCAGCAUGCUCAAACAUAAAUUGAGUGAAUUUGGGGUCUUGACCCGAAUCCAACACCGCUGCAGUUAAGGUAUGAGUUAGUGUCCAGUCAGUUGCAAGUGGGAGGAUUCAAAGUUCUUAUAGAACAGUGCCCACACAUCUAACUUGAAUGUCGGGUGGAAUACAGGCGUAUCGUUUUGACUUUGAUAAUCCUUACAUACGAUUGACUGUUAAUAGGUUUUUUAGCAGAUUUUGAAUAAUUUAUGUUAACCCGCCUGUGAAAACUCGAUGACCUCGGUGCGAUUAAGAUCCAAGACAGCAAGGGGGGCUGUAGCACAGCCACCUGAUUUACGAGACCCGAGGUCGCCGAGCUUUUCGCAAUUGGGUUAAAAAAAAAACAAUUAAAAUCUACAAAAAUACCUAUUAGUUAUGUGAGCCUGGUAGUCAUCUGGUGGACUCCUAGAUGGAUUACGUGGGAAAUCCAACUUGGGCAGUCAGCUUGUUGCAUCGGACUUAGUGGAUUCCAUACGUUACAGUUGGCUGGGCGGGUAAUUUGACCUCAAUAUAAUUAAACACACGGCUUCCGGUGGGGGCCCCAUAGCUCAGGUGGCUAGAGUGUUGGCUGUACUAAAGCCUUCUCCUUGUUGUCGUGUGUUCAUAUCCCACCGAGGUUGCCAAGUUUUUCGUAGUUGGGUCAAACUAAAUUGCCUGUUAGGCAGAUUUAUUACUGUGGCGCACGAUCUCAGUUUUAUUGCCUUAAAAUUGCAACUGGUGUGCCAAGGUCUCCACUUAAGAACCUGUCAGUCUGUCAAGUUGCUUGUGUCGCACCGUGCUUGCGAACAGCAAGUAAACAAUUUAAAUUGAACCAAUAAAGUUUGAAACUCCGCAAUCAACUGAUGUAGCAAUUUAUUUCUCCUUCAUAAAAAUGCAAGGUAUUUAUUUUGACCGAAAGUCGUCGGUUUCUGGCCAGAUUUGGCAAUUCCCAGUUGAUAGAACUGGGAUCUUGUCUACCACACGGAAUCCAAGAUUAUUCGACAGUAAUAGCAUACUCUGUUGUCUUCUGUAUAUCCCCUUUAUUCGCGUUUUAUCCUUUCUGCCUAAUGGUCUGGCAAUAACUUUUGAUAAAUGUAUAAAGGCGUUUGAAAGGGGAGAUAUUGGACAGCGAUCUACCGCGAUCAACUUCGACUGUUUUUAGCCACAGUUCGUCCGAACGGAUUUCCUAAUACUGUCUUUCCUGUGUAGGAAAUGAGUGCCAUAAACAUCGUCUUCUUUUUCAGACCCCCCACAGGAGAUGCCAGUCUUGCAGACCAAGGUACGUCGGUUGUACAUCCGCAUAACAGUCCUCGUUCCUUCUUACGCAACAAUAUACCACGCACUGAACAGAAAACUCCAUUCAUGCGCUUUAUGAAAAAUGUCCAUAAGGGUCUCGCUGCUUAAUGACGAUAUCCAUGCUCGUCUUUCGGAAGGUACAGUUAACUUUGUGGUUUAAUUGGCCAUGUUGUUUUAUAGUCGUUUAAUUCGGCCUACUAAAUCUUGUCAGCACCCAACCGUAGACGGUCAAAAUGCGUUCAGGGUAAACUUUUUACUGUCUUGCAUUUGUCGCGUCAGCCAAAGUCAAGAAGCUGCGGGUACUGAAUGAAUUGCUGUUAUCUGCUUAGACAGAGUUUGCUUGCAAUAGAGAAAGUUGGCUUCCUGAAGACGUUGCAUCGUAAUGAAGAACCAUUUCUUGUAAGACAUCUGCUCUUCUUAUGCAGUCCCCUCCUAACACUAAUUUCGUCCUUUGUUUGCACCAAAGGGUGUUGUUCUUUCACGUUAGUAAAGGAUGCUCAUUGGUCCAGCUGGCCACUGACUCUUCGAUCGAUGGUGUACUUCUAACCGUAGUUCCCACCGCUCGUGAUUCCUGAGACGCUGAGUUAUUUUCUUUGGAAGUACUUUUCGUCAUUCUUAAAGCUUUUGUCCCUGAUAUAUAAUUCAUUUUCGUUCGAGUAUAGUCGAAAAAAAUGGGUACUUAUCACAGGGAUUAUAUGUCCACCUAUUAGAAUGAGUAGCCUCUGACAAACGCAAACAAACUGCCUAGAGAGAGACACGCGGUUCGUCGAACAGGACUGCAUUUACCGGGGCUCAAAAUGAGGAAACAAUCUUAAAAUUGGCCCGGUGACAUUUGUUUGUUCCUGACUUUUAUCGGGAGAAUAGGUAAUAGUCACAGAGAAAAUCUCCACAGGUUAAAAUUCAAGAGCGAGCAUGGUCAUUCUGGUUUACCUUGAACCUCCGAUAUGCGGCUGCUGCAGACGGUUGCGAAGCUAAGAACAAUCAGUAGCAUGGAGGAAGUGUCGAUAAAAAGGUUGAAUACUGGGAUAAGCAUUACAUCCUUAUCAACAGUUAUCAACCACCCAAGAGAAUCACUUUAGGCUGGGAAACAUGAAGCAAGAGUUCUGCCACCCACGACAUGGGCUCACUUUCUGUCACCUGCUAAUGAAACAUUCCAAGUCACACGGAAGUUGCACCUGACGGUCAUGUUUUGCAACAAGCAACAUUAUCCUUCCGUCUUGUCCCGGUAAAGAAGCCAGAAACAAUCAUUGCGGCAUUCCCCGUUCUUGUGGCUAUUCCCUUCUAUAUGACUACUUGCCUGUCGCCACAUAAACGCCUGUGAUCGCUAUAGACCCGGUCCCCAAGGCCAAACGGAAUGAACACGGGCACUCGUCCUUCUCUCGAAGCAAAUCACGACGGGGAUUGGAAAGGUAAGCCCAAUAAGGGAGCAGAGUACAGCGUCUCCUGCUAUACGGGACGGAUGUUAUUAUUAGUCUUAUCCGUAGGGCAGGUGAAUGCGGCCGUUAAUGGAAUCUGCGGAAGGCAUUGACAAAACCCGCAUGCCUGCCCUAAGUUUGUUUUAAUACUCCAACGAGGUGCCAGAACAGACCGCACAGCUUGAAAGAUGCGAAUUAGGGUGUGCAAACGGAUGGAAAAUAAGAAAUCCACAGUUAUUGGUGUAAGAAGGCCGAAUUAACUAAGACGGUAUGUGCCGGGCAAAUCUAACCCUAGCCGUAGCCAUUUCCCUAACCGUAAUCUUUAAUCAAACCAUAACCUUAAACCUAGCCUAAAUUUAACCAUUUUCUUAAUCGCAGCCAGAGAUGUUACCCUAACAUAACGUGCCUGCCAUAGUCAAAUAAGCAGACAUGUUAUGGUAGUGAAACACGUGUUUACGUAACGGAUCGUUAACCAAAUCUCACUUUGCGGGAUUAGUCAUAAACUGCCUUCGAACAAAAACAAUAAGAGUGCUGUCUACCUGUUCAGUCGUAGGUGAAAGAGAACAUUAUUCCAGUUCCAACAACCGUCUACUGGAAUUCGAGUGACUAGAAGGACCUGUUGACAGAAAUUUCAAAGGUGAGUCAGAGAAAGAGAGAGAGAGGCGUUGAUGUUCCAUUGUAGGAGCUACAGUAGGUGGGCUAACUCAUGAAAUGUCAACAGAAAUUCCGAAAUGCGUUUUCGUUUCGAAAAGAUUAAGUAGGGUUGUAAAACCAAUCAUAUUGCAGUAUAAUUCUAUAAUAAUUCAGUUACCCCAGAACGCCGGCUUUCGAAUAAACAUUUUUCCGGUUGCAUCCAAAAACUAUACUCCGUAAAAAGUGGCUACUUAAGUAGCAUGCAUUUUUUCAUUGAUUUUCGAUGCCCUUUAAGAUUUAAUUAUAUUUCAUGGAAAACAUGCAUAAAAAUAUUCAUUCUUUCGCUUAUUCAGCAGAAAAUUACGUCUUCUUUCAAUUUUAUACUCGAAGGAGGUGUAUAAUUCGGUUUUAAAAAAGUUUCUAAUUGUGAGAUUUUUUAAUACCGUGAAUUGGCCCUUCAUAAAACGUCGUCUCUGCAUUUACCAAUGUAGCUUGUAAAGUUAACAAUGUGGCUCAAAUCCACUGCUUAAUUUUAUGAACCUCAUAUGGUUUCCUCUCACUACCGUAGAGAAAUUUACGGUUUUCUGUACGCGGAAAUUAUGCAGCUUGUAGUUUGUAGACCAUGAAUGCAUGCGUAACGGGAGGUCGGGUUCAAAAUUAUUUGGGAAUUGGAAAAGUUUUGUAAAACCAAAUUAUACCCUUCCUUCGAGUAUAAAAUUGAAAGGAGACGUAAUUUUCUACUGAAUGAGCAGAAGAAUGAAUAUUUUUAUGCAUGUUUUCCAUGAAAUAUAAUUAAAUCUUUAAGGACAUCGAAAAUCAAUGAAAAAAUGCAUGCUACUUAAGUAGUCACAGAGAGAAAAUGGGCCCCUGAUUAAUAGGAUUUAUGUGUUUCGCAAACUAGACUGUCGAUCAUACGACUGAGAAUACGGUCCCGCUCAUUCAAGCUGAAGAAGUUCCCCUGGAUGUCCUGCUGCAGAAUCUACUUCAGACAUCCAAGUCGACUGCUACUGGCGUGACCUGCAUCGCCCCUGAGUUUUUUCAGCCUUCGACAGUCAGGUCAUUGCCAUCGCAGUCCUCCGGUUUCCCACAUUCAACGAAUCCCCGGCCAUUAUCGCCGCGACCACUUCAAGCCCUUGCCAUACAUCCGGAAAAAGCAGUUCCGCCCGCGGCUGAGGCCGUGUCAGCCAGUGUUCCUUCCUCACCAGAGGCCCAGUUAGGUGGGUUACAGGCCGGCGAUGACCGUAGUCAACAGCCGCGGCCACUGGAGGAUCCUCAGGAAUUAGAUAGCCGACUCGCAGCCAUAGACCGUGUGGCUCAUAAAAUCGAGCUGGAAUACGAACGGAAUAAAGAGGUAUGUAUUAGAUCACCUAGGCGUAGUGAGAGAUUUUCGCUUAUUUUUCUGUCUUAUCAACCUACGCCUCAACUAUUUUCACCGGCCUACCGGACAGACCUUCCCGUCGUUAUUUCCUGUCCCCGUCAAACCGCACUGUUCUCUCUUGUCGCUUAUCAUUCUGUAGUGUUCUUCAACCUUAGACAGAUAAUGGCUUAACUUUCAGUGUGAGCGAUUGUGUCAAAACGGCAUUCUAAAGCGCUCCUCAAAUGUUUUGGCCCAUUGGUUAAACCUUGUGUGACUAUUUUUGAUUGGUCUUCCCGAUGUCAGGAACCUAUGAACUACCGAUAUAUGCAUCGGAACAGAAAACGGUCGCUCGUGAACGCUUUACUUGGGGCAGGUUAUGUCUAUGCCUGAGGAAUCUGAUUCACCGGUAGGCAGAGCUAUCGAUGUGUCUUUUGCUUGGGUCACAUGAUUGACGUGUUAUUCCUCAAACAGUAUUGCCGUUUGAAUAACCGAACGUCUCCUAAAAGGUGAUAGCCGAAAUCUACCAAUUUUUCACGAGACCAGUCUCUACUCUCUAAAUAAGAACAUGUCGCGAUCUGGGUGUCAUGAGUUAUUCUUCUCUUCUAUACGAAGCGGAGAUAAAAUAGCGGUAUGGUAUAUUGAACUACCACCGAGAGGGCGCUGUCGUUUUAGUUGAAGUAGCUAAGCGUUGUUUUUCUGGCCUACUUACGGUUUUGGUCAAAGUCCUCUUCUUGCCAGCCGAGCAGAGAGAGGAGAGUGAUUUAAAUUAUAUUUCAUGCUGAGAUGGACGAAAUUUUAUCAAUUUUCUCUAAAUCAUACGGUACACGAAAAACGUAUGAUAGAGAUUCCCUUGUUGUCGAAAUGCGACAUUUACGCCCGAAUUUCACUAACUUCAAGGAGCUGUCCACGUACGCAGUGGCCGACGCCAUUAAUUGUCAUAGAUAAGUAAGGAUAAAAUUGAAUUUUCGUUGGCCUAAUGACCAGUACCUUCGGUUAAAGAAGAAGAACGCCCAUGGGCGAAAAAUAAAGGGACAAUGUCUUCUGUAGUCAAAAACGUUCCUUUGGGAGUGUUAGACUGUUAACAUGCCAACAAUUUGGGAACUGAAUUCGCACUCGAUGUAGUCUUGUUGUGCUACGCUAAAGGGCGCGUGGGAUACUAUGGUACAGACGGCCUCAUCUUGGUUGGAUUUAUGCCUUCUUGCUGCAGACAUGCGAAACAUCAGUUCCAACCCACAAUUUUGCCUCUUUAAUUGCAGCUUCUCCAGACCUUCCUUUGCCUUCAUUCUCCGACCCCAAACAAUAUGCUCCCUUUCGAGUCAGAGACAUCAGGGUGAGUUAGAUUUAUCCAACUCGGAAGGAUCCAUGUGAACAUACUACAAAACAGCUUAGUAGUAUGGAUUCUUACGCUCCGCACUGGCUAGGCCAAUAAGUUUCGCUGUUUUUAUGACCAGAAAUGUCUCAGCAAAUUGGAAGUUCGGUAGACCGAGUAGUUUUUAGAGGGGAAGACAGUUCGUUGCUACCUAUAUAUAUAUAUAUGCAGAAUGGUAUUACCGACAAAGACAAGGGAGACUGGAAUGGCCAUUUCUGGCUUAUUAGCCGUCGUCAGCCAGCCAUACCCAAGCCCGAAGUGUGGAACACCCGAGCCUCGAACUCGCGACCUGUUGGUUUAGAAGUCAACGCCUCUACUCACCGGGCCACGAGCCCGUUGCCCUGUCGGUUUUCGAUCGGGAAUAUACAAUGUUAGGGGGCGAGACCGAAAUGAAGACAGUCGUCAUAGUCUGCAAGGGGACUUAGCCAUUAUCGAUUAUUUGUCGGUCAAAACCGACAGGGACCACCAAUGCCUUAAAAUUAAAGUGGAAUUAUUCUGGAGUUUAAUCAUAGUCUGGAGACUUGUGGGUCACCGACCUCUUCCCAUACCAUGUUCAGAUGGCAACAUGGCGUUAAGACGACCAGAGAUGGUUUAGGCAUACGCAAAACCCAGGUUUAUGCGUGACAAGCGCGUGCUGAUGGCCACGCGCGCAUCAAGUUUCCUUCGAAAGGCGAUCUCGGAUCGCGCGUAGAUGGGCACAUUUUGAACGAGUUGGUGCGGUCUGAUCCUAAGCCGGGGGAGAGCUAACUUGACCGGAUUGCUUGUUGUAAUAAAAUCGUAGAGUCCCUGCGUCACUGCUCUAGUAGCCUUGGGAACGUAUUUAUUGCAAAUACUCGGGAACGAAAAUUACAAACAUCCCAUUUUCUGAUGAGUCGGUUUCUGGGUGACUGGUCAUAUCCUGCAUCACACUGUACACAUCUCCAUACCGCAACGUUUACGUUUUUCUAUGGCGGUCCAUCUCGAUGGAGUUUUCUGCUUUACAUCAAACAGUAUAUCUACGAAUGUAAGGUGGUUACUUACCAUUACCCCUAUCAUAAAUUGCAAGGAUGGCUUGAUUACUUCCUCUGAUCGGUGCAUUGAACCCUAGUUCUCUUCUCGACGGGCAAAUUUAAUCUGUAGAAAUACAUUAUGCAUGUGUGUUCAGACAACUGAGUAAGUGAAACAGCAUAAGCACAACUACAUUUAAAAACUCUUUUAAGCAACUCUUAAGGUUACCAACCUCCAGAAAUUAGUGUAAUAUUCAGUAUUACAGCCGGCCAACUGCAUAUUGUUUGCCUUCGAUGGACUUAGAGGAAAGAAGACCACUUCCAGAGCGUUUACAUGUCCUCCACAGUUCAUCAUAUCUGCUUCUUAAACGACGAAAAAUAAGCCAGGAAGGAUUAUUCAAAUUUCUUUGUCUUUUCUGUCAUAAUUAUCGAUUGUUUCUGAGGUGUAGCGUUUGACUUAACCACGCUCGACGACCAGUACAUUUGAGUUAAAAUCUCAACUGCCAGCUUGCACUUGAGAUAGGGUCGGCUUACUACGGAAAAUGAGAUAGAAAUUGCUAUUUCUGUCUUCCUUGCCUUUAUCGGCAACAAUUCUCGGCUAAUGUUUACCGGUCGUCCUUCGAUCACCCACGUAGGCGCUAGACAUAGAGCCUCAAAGGAAAAAGGAACGUCUCAAGUGCAGCAGAUUGGAUAAAUGUCAUUCUUAUCUGACCCUUCUUUCGUUUCUUUGGCUUAUCGAUGAAUGCUAACACAUUUUCAGACGGACCGAAAACGCCCUAAAACCAGCUGAGGUACAUAGCGUCACACCCGAAGAGGAGUUCCAUUAUGGUGGUCUUUCCACCAGCCCGAGUCCCCUUCCCACGGAAGGCGUCAUACUGCAAGAGGAGGCGAAGGAAGAAGAGGGGACACCAGUUCCCGCUGGAUGCCUUCGCCUGUUGAGGAGUGUCCUUGAAGCGCGCACUCAGUCCAGGCUAUCCAGUGCGCCCACUUCAGCGCGUUUCAGCUCCAGAGUCAGCGCCACAUCUCCCUCAACGGCCCGCCAGAGUGCAAGGAAGGCAACUUACGUACGGGAUCUGACUCAUCAGGGCCCCCUGCGGAGAGAAUUACAGCAUCGACUGGCCGAACGUCGCCGGAAGGAGGCAAAAGACUACGCGACUAAGGUGAUUCAAACCAUUAGACUUUCCGUCUAAAUCGUGACAAAAAAUGGCCAUUUACUUGCCUGAGAAAUCCACCAUGUCAUACGGUAUAAAAACCGGAAAAUAGGUAAAGUAAGGCCUUUCUAGGAUCAAUUACCGAGGUAUACUUAAGUUUGAAGCAUCACCUAGGGACGCCAUUUUUUGUUGGGCAACUUAUGUUUUCCAUAAGGUUGAUCUUUACUUACGCAUUUCUCGUUGGCCAAGACCAACAUUGGAAACUGCUGCUGACUCUGAAAGCUUGGUUGCUCACCAAGAGAUGAUGAUCUAGCAUUUUCUGGCAAAUCUCGUCACCGCAAGCUACAGUGAGUCGUUUGAAUGCAAGUGAAUAUCUACUACUUGAUGUUGGAUUUUUUUCCAAAUGACUAAUCGUACUCGGUACAUGCAACUUUUUCUCACUCUUCCUCCUUACUGCAGAAGAAUGUAAUUUCCUCUCGGGAUGGAGAUUGAUCUCUUCUCCACGAAUUUAAUCGGGUUGAGAACGUUGACGACAGUAUUGUGGGAUACUGGCUUUGGUAGUAUGAGAGCUGUCCCCUGUAAGGCCUCUAUGCGUUCUCCCCGACCAUAGCAGUGUAAUUGUCCCGUUAUUUUCAUACAUUUUCGACCGUUGCGAGUCUAAUCUUUCAGCCGUAGUGCGCUGACGUCUUUCCUCGAAAGAGACGACUUUGAGGAUGCAUUUCUGCUCCGGUUCCCUUUAAGAAUAGGUAGCACCAACCGUAGGAAUAGAUGUUCAGUUACCUUGGAUUCGCUGGACUUUUAUAGUGUUUCGAACUCAAAGUACGAUGACUAGGGUUCAUAGGUUUGCAGCUCAUCUGCCAGGAAGUUGACUUCACGUUGCAAGAUAGGAGUUUUCAUAUGCAACUGUGAAGGCUGAGAUCCAGCGCCAUUUCUAUUGGGUUCGGUCUACUUGUUGACUGUUUGAGCGUCGUUGCGGGCGGCGUCCACCGUGUCCUCCACCGAGCAGGGCGACGGUGACUUGCGCGUGAAUUCGAUUAAUGUGACAUUAAACUUGUGCUGAGUCUGCCGCACUCCUCCUCCUCCUCCUCCUCCUCCUCCUCCUCCUCCUCCCCACCUGGACCUAGUGUCAGGACAAAGUCAAGACGACUGAAGGCGGGGAGGGCGCAGGUGGAUGACACGGUCGAGCCCUCACAUUGGCGCUUCACUCCACCGCCCCCCCCCCUGGUCCACACAGAAAAUGACCAGCUUUUUGACCAACAACAAACAAUGAGGAUGACACGGUCGAAGCCGCCCCUAGGCGUGCCGCCACACCCGGCUCGGAUCCCACGUAGUGAGAGUGCCAUAAAGGCCGCAUUAAGAGCCAUUGCAGCCUGACACUCAGUCCACUCCAUACAAACACACAUUUGGCUGGCUGCGAGGUUCGAGUUAUCCUGUCAGCUGGUAACUGUCCAAGCCACGGCACUUUGCACACCACGAUAGUCACAGGCUCAGACCACACAUGCAGCAGAGGAGGCACAUGGCGAAGGAACCGAGGAACAUACUUCCAACCUACAUGAAAGGUUUUAAUUACGUGUUUGCGUUGUGUGCUGCUAGGUGCGGUCAUGUGUGUUGUAGGUGCUGCUGCGGAGAGAUAUGGUGUUAUGCUAUAGCCGGCGGUGUUCUACUACAGAUUUUCAUGGAGGGGCGUGUGGCCUUAUAGGCCAUGCGAUGGCUGAAGGUACGAAGGCAGUGUAGGCAGGUGAGGCGAUGUCGUCUGGUGUAUUUCGGUGCACCAGGCACAAGUUACCCAGUCUUUGUUCAGUGGAUUUGCAAGUGACCGACCAGGCCGAUGUAUGAGGUAAACGUGUGGUGACAAUGUGGGCAGGAUGGGUUAUGGGGUGUUGGGUUGGUUGUCAUCGUGAUGCUGUCAGUGGUGGGCGCGCUGGUCGAUGGGAAGUUGAUUGGGCUGGGAUGAGAGGGAUGAUUGAUGUGCAAUGUGUGCUAAGUGUGUCGAUACUGUGGUGAAUUCCACUGUUGUGGAUUCGCAUGUGAAUGAAUAUACCCAUGCGGUGUAUGAAUGGGAGUGGGCAAUGUGGACAGUGAAGGAGGAUGCGGUGAAUGUAUGUGAGGGCUGCUGGUCACGGUGCGAUGGAUUUGCAAGUAACCGACCAGGCCGAUGCGUGGGGUGACUGUGCGGUCGUGAUAAGGGCAGGUUGGGACCGAGUCCAAAUCGCUGGAGUCAGACGUGGCAAUGGUGAGGGUGGUGGUUGACGGACCGUUGUGAAAGUUUUGUUCGGUGGUGGCCGCCGUCGUCGUCACGGAGGUUGUGGUAGAGAUGAUGGAGAUGGCGGCGAUCGACGGCGGCGGGUUGCGGGAAUGCUGAGCAUCGGCCGUGAAGACGGUCGUCGUUGUGGACGCUAUGGGGGUUGGAGCAGGGCGUUAGGAGAGUCAACAGUUGGGGUUGUUGAGAUGAUGCAAUAAGUUUGGAGAUGUCCGACGUGGCUGAUCCUCUAGCGGAAUGUUCUUUGACAGCACGGACCUGCUGGGAGGGGCUGGGGUUGACUUUGCGGGUCAAGGGCGCCUGAGACUUGCGAGCUUUCCUUUUGACUUUGACAACGGCGAUCCGGUUGGCUUCAUAGAUGACUGCUACAAUCUUCACUGAUUUUCUCCAGGUCGGUCGGUUUUGUACGAGGUUUUCACAAGCAACUGAUUGAUCUGUAGCGGCUUCAGGGUGUUUUUUAGGGACGGGUUUGUCUUCCUUGCCGGCGAGCACCCGUGGAGACAUCUCCGUAGAAGAGUUGUUCUGGUAGGCGCUCAUCGUCCAUCCUUAUGAGGUGGCUGCUCCAUAAUAGUUUCAGUAGCCCCAACGUGGCGUGAAUGCUGAGGAUUCCAGUCCGUCCCAGAAUUUCUGUGUCCGGGACACUGUCCUGCCACCCCAGCCUUAUUACCAGCAGAGACAACUGUGGUGGAAGUGAUUGAGUUCCUGCGCUUAUUUCUUGUAGACUGCCCAGGCGUUCGCACCAUACAACAGCCUCGUCAAGAUGGCCGCAUUGUAAUCUUUUGUUUGGUUUUCAAGUGGGGACCGUAACGAUCCCAUACGGAGUUCUGUGGCCGGUCGAAGGCUUAGCUGGCUUCGGAGAUCUGGUGAGCCAAUUAAUCGUUGAUGUGAGCGAAGACUUACAUAGCGAUGCUGAGCUACAAGAUUCCUCUUUGGAUAUCACAGAGUUGCCGGUUUCGCUUCCGUUUGUAAAGAUUGAGGCUUGUCGCAUCCUUAAAAUCCCGAUGAACCUGUCCUCGGAGCCACAUUUCCUGGAAUGGCGUUGUAAGUUGAUCCAUCAGCCGGUGGCCACCGUGUAUGAAGACUUCUGCCGGAGUCGCGUCGGAUCCCGAUGCCUUCCCGCUGGAGAGUUGGUGCACGGCUCGGACCGUUUAUCGGAGAAAAGCGUCAGAUCCAGGUUGUUCUUCGGUUCCACCUGAGGGAGUUGGUCGAUGGCGGCGUCGAAGAUUGUAGAUGGGCGGUUGAGGACGCUUCUGAGACCCUUGACGCAGUGCUUCAGAAUCUGUGAUUUCUCCGUAGGUAACGUCGUCCCACCAGAGCUGAGAAGCGGUGUGGUUCCUUCCUUUGCCGGGUCGUAGAUUACUUUGAGUGAUACGAAGAAAUUUUCCGUUCCAUUGCGGUCAGCAUACCCCUAGAUUUCCUCCGUCUUGCGAGUCACUUAGGCGUCCUGAAUCUCUCGCUGUACAACCCGGCCAUAGUGGAAGGAUGCUUCGUUGUUGACGUCGGUCCUAUGGUUUAUGUAGGCCUUGUGCAGUGUGCGCAUUUCAUUUGAUGAUGUCUCCGUCAUUGUCGUCGAAUCAGUCCUGGUAGUGACGACAUUCGCGUCCGAGGACGACCAAGCAAUUGACACCACCGAGUCUGCAUGCUGGCUUUUUCGUCCGCGACCGGCAGCCGUUUUACGUGUUCGACUAAUUAAUUUCUGAAAUGUAAGCGUUGAGCAGGUAAAUUCAACUGGUUGCCUGAUGGUCGACUACCUUGUGGUCGCCUGCGAAGUUGCAGUCGGAUCCUCAUCUUGGAGAUGACGAGGGGGCGACCCGUCCAGCCAUCAGCUCCAUGGAUUGCCUUGGUCGCUGGUAAUUCCUGUCGACUUAGCUUCCGGACGAGAUCGCAGUCCAGCAGCUGCCAGUGCCGCGUUCGGGGGUGCAUUCAGGUAGGCGGAAGUUGGUCAGGAGGAGGCAGUGUUCUGCGCAGUUUCGCAGAAGGCCAUUGUUAUUGUCGCGCCGCUGAUUCUGUGGGGAUCCAGAACUCCUCCCUAGACAGCGUAUUCUGUCCCAACGCGGACAAUGAAGUCACCAAGGACAACCAGCUUGUCCGUCUUUGACGCAAUCGCCAAGAGGGCGCGCAGGUCUUCGUAGAACUUGGUCUUCGCCUCACGGGAGCUGGUCAUAUUGAAGGCGUAGGCACUGACGAUGGUGGCGAAUUCGGCUCCCCGGAGACAGAUGCAGACAUAUGAGUCGGUCGUUGACACCUUGCGGCAGACAGGGUAGUCCACCCACGAUGUCGUUCUGAAUGACGAAGGCAACGCCUGCGUCACACCGCUCUGCCUUUGGGCGGCCGCUCCAGAAGGUGUGGCUGGCACCUAUCUCCUCCACUUGACCCUCUUCGGAGAAGCGGUUCCAGCUGGGAACAGCGAUAUCCACUUGGUAGCGCGCCAGUUCUCGCGUGACUAGCGCCGUUCUUCGUUCCCGUUGGCUGCUCGUGGGAUUGCCAAUAGAAGCGAAGAGACGAGUCCCAGGAAGCAGUCUCGAAGAAGGAGACACGAUCGCUGGGACAAGAGCUUUAUUAGCCUGGCGUUUCGGAUUCCUCCUCGAACCCAUAAUCAGAGACUAAGCAGAUACGAUUCCAGCAGGAAUCCGAAACGUCAGGCUAAUAAAGCUCUUGUCCCAGCGAUCGCGUCUCCUUCUUCAACACUCCCGGGAUUGUUUAUAAUGGAAAAAGCAUUCCAAGCUACCAAGGGGAGUGGACUCACUCUAGUAGCCUGCGGAGUGGGGCGGAGGGGAUGGGGAUGUGGGUUGUUGUUUGUUUGAUCGCUUCGACCAUGAUUUGUCUAUAUGUGAGCCACGGUCUGCUUGCAGACGACCUGAUCCCCAAAUUCGUUAAGGGCACCUUUUCUAGCCUUUCUCCCUGCGAGGGAGUAAGCAGUGUUGUCCCUAACUAGGGCUACUUAGACAUCCCAGGCGAUCACCGGACUCCGCUAUGGGCCACGGCUCGAUUUAGUUGGAGAACGACCCGAGUUAUCCUGGGCCAUCUACGAGAUUGCAUGUCGUCCUUCCCGUAGGAUUUUUGAAGUGGAUGGGGAGGGAGUUAAUGAGAGGGAAGGAGGAGCGGUGGGAGGAAGUGGAGUAGUUGGGGGGAAGGGAGGGAGGGGAAGAAAGUGGAAAAAACAUUAGCGGGUAUGAUGACACGCAGCACUCGAUGCUCUCAUCUGGUUUAGCCAGCCGACCGGGACGGCUACCGGGGUAUGACCGUUUGGCAGAGCUUAGUUUUGUGAGGCCACAGAUAAUAUUUGGACACCAAUUACUGGAUGUUAGGCGUAGCUACCACCUACACGACACAAAUGAUACGACCUGAGACCAGCGUAACGUGGAACCCAUAACCGGACACCUCGGAAAUCCCUCAAAACGAAUUACUGACGAGCAAAAGUGCUAUUGCGUGCAAAUCCUUGCUACGACCAGCAAGUGAGAGGCGAAUUCCAGGAGAGAACCAAUAGUAAGUGAACCACACAAAAAACACAGCACGCGUUCCAUUUGUGAUGUUACCCUGAUUUUGGUAUACGAAAAUUGCAGACAAUAUCACUCCACUUUCAGUCCUGUAGAAUUGAAUAGGUGUCCUUUGUUAGAUUCCUUUAGGCUAUACAAUCAUAACAGGUUUUAUCACUCUUUAUCUUCCUCCUUCAAACAAUUACUUUUUUGCCUCUUGUUUGGUCGGCAGAUUCUUGCCGAGUUGGAACAGCGAUCGGCAAACCGGACACCAUCCAUCAACCCUCGUCCGACCUCCAAUUUCGGAUCGCGUCGGCUGAAGGCGACAAGCAAAAUUGUCCAUGUUGGUGAAAUUCCUUCUUUGUGUCCAUUUCAACCUGUCAGCCUUCCUCACACGCCUUUAACGGGCGAAAUCUUAUGUGCAUCUGUAAGGGCGAACGCUUUAGGCGUGGUUAUCGAUUCCCUGAAGGACGUGCGCUAAAGCGAUGACCAUGCACAACAGUCGGUUGCGUUCUCAGCAUCGGUUAAUACCCGCUUAAAGCCUUCUUCAAGGUCUCGUUCUGAAAGGGUUUCUCAUCACCUUCCGCCAAAGUCCUAGUAAGCGGUCUUGAUGGACCGUCUUUGACAGGGGCGAAAAGGCGAGUCCCAAGAGGCAGUUGACAAAAAGGGAGACUCAAUCGUUCGAGCAAGAAUCUCAUUCGUCCGACGCUUCGGCUUCUCCCCUAUGCCCAUCGCCAGAGAUCGUGGCGGAUAACAGUGGCAAAAUGCACUGGGGGUUCAGUAAUCACAGAGUGUAUUUAUUACCUACUCAUACAUAGUAAACUUGACAAUGUUUGCAUCAAUCACAGAUGUCCGUACUUGGUGAGAUGGUGACUCAUAGCCAGCGGCCGCGAUCUAAUCAACGGCCCUGUGGUGACUUACUCGCCGCCCCUCGUAGCUCGUAGGCCUCCUCCCGAGGUUAACUGCGAUAAGCUGGGAGAGCUCAAGGCCGAUAAGGACCCCGUUAUCGUGUACGCGAACAACGAGUGUUCCAGCGUUGCACUUGAUAGGACGAAGAAUCUUUGAAAUAUCAGGAGUUUACUGGAGGAUUACCAUUUAUAUUCCCCAUCCAAGUCCGAUUCCUUAAAAGCGCCGAAGCGAGAAAUUAAGGGCAUCUUAUUGGAGGAGAUCUCAGGUGCAGUACCCUUGGUCGGCCUACGUAUGAUGAGAACUCAAGGGACCGCCCUGGCUCGCUUUUAUAGUCUCCCCAAGGUGCACGAUAGUUUACAAAGGUUAAAUGUAUCUAAAAGUUGAAGACGACUGUGAAAAUCUUCAGCUGAAAAACCACAUGCCACGUGGGAUUUCCUUUCACAACUACUAUCCUUGUAAUUCAACUAAAAUAUUCCUUUCCGUGUGGACACAUAUUCGUGGACUUUUUGUAAGUGUUUCAUGAGUUUGCGAGUGUGCUGAUCUAACCGGUCGGGUUUACAACUGAGAGCCAGUUCGACUGUCAAUUCCAACGAUGUUCAUCGUGUCCCCCAGGAGCAUGAUGGGCGCAGGGAGGGCGACUUGCGCCUGCGCAGGUGUCAAGAAGACCGGAGGCGGGAUCGGGCGCAGGCGACUGGCGCGGUGUGAACCCGCACCUAGGUCUGCUGUCACACCCUCUGUUCCGCACACAAGGAACCAGGAUUUCACAACAAAAAGUGCAGGCGGCUCACAUCUCAACUGACUAGGAGUGCCAUAGAGGCCACACUAAGAAGGAAAUAUUGCAGUCUUACUGUCCAUCCUGAGAGGAGGACCGAGUUAUCCCCUUAGUUGGUAGCCUUCCAAGCCACGGCUUCUAGUGCACCUUGGUGGAUUCAAGCGCGCCGAACUGUUUUUAGUAAGGAAUAUACGCUGAGACAUUCAAGCUCACUCUUUCUUCCCUCUCAUACAGACCAAGUCCACUGUUCGAGCCGGUCAGUUAUCUGGUGUGGGGAUUGGGCGCAGUGACUGACAAAGUUGGAAAGCUCGUCUACGCGUGCCACAUACAUGACGCGGCCACGCCCCUCCCACACAUGUCUCCAGGAUUUCAUACAAAGAGGGAGGGGACGGCGGCUCGGAUCACAAAUGUGUGUGUGAGAGUGCCCCAGAAGCCACAUUAAGAUAGGAGCCAUCGCAGUCUGAUCCCCAGUCCACCUGUCGACCACUCAGCACAGAAACACGCACUGGGCUGACUGCUUGGUCUGAGUUGAAGCUCCAGUCCGCAACCUUCUAAUUCAGGGCUUUUAGCGUACCAUGAUAGUCCCAACCUCGUCAGCUUGUAAGGACUUAUACACUGAGGGUCGACCUUACUCGUUCUUCCCCUUCCUGUGCACCGGCCGACUGUCCGGGCCGGUCAAUCAACGGAUAAUGAGAUUAGGAGAAGUAGCUGACGGCGCUGAAAACAACCUGACUGUGCUUGCCACACACAAAACACGGCCCCUCAUAAGCGUGCACCAGGAUUUCACACACAGGGGGUGGACUGCUCGAACCCAACCUACAGUAGAGGGGUCACAUGGAGGAGCCGAAACACAAACUUCUCACUUACGUGAGAGGCUCCCAGUUCGUGUCUGCGAUGUGUGAUGUACGACGUGCUCGUGUGUGGUGCAUGUGUUGACGUGGAAAUUUGUGUUAGUGUGGCUUAGUCCGUGGUACUUUAUGGCAAGUUUUCAUGGAGACGCAUAUGACCGAGUGGGUCCGUGUGGUGGCUGGAUGCGUGUUUGGGGGGGGGGGUGGGGGGACAGUGCAGGCAGUUGAGACAGUGGCCCGGAUUUAUGCUGGGGCUCCAGGCUCUGGUUCGCCAGCCUGUGUGGGAAGUAUUCACAAGUAACCGAACAGGCCGAUUCAUGAUGUGCAUGUGCGGUGGCGCGAAAUUGUGGAUGUGGUUCGAAGAUGACACUCUUGUUGAGUGCGCUUCGGUAUCGCUAAAUAUCAGGGAAAUUACUGGGCUACUGAGGUGGCUUAGUAGAGUGGGCUUAUGUUGAAUAAGACCUAGCCCGCGUUGUGUCGGCAGACCACGUUCUGCCUGUCACUCGUAGUGAUCAAUCGUAGCAGAAGCAAACAGCUAUGAGGCCAAUUUCAACACCGUCAAUUCCGCAUCGUCACAACAAGCCCGUUUAAAUUUAGGUAACUUGUGCAAUUUUCCUUUGGUAGCUUCAGACGCGUUGCUAUAACAAAAGUAGACAUGUUAAAACGCCUUGUUUUGUGCAAGGGUUUCUUUUUACUAACCUUUUGAUCAACGGGAGCCAGUAGGAGAUUCAAAUCUGUCCUGCUUACAAUUAAACAAAACGAAAUUCACUAAUGUUUUUCAGCCAGUAUGUCGAAAUCAGGCUGAAAAUAUGGAGCAUCUGAUAAAUUUCCUCCAUAAAUGACGCAACGCCAGUGGGAAAUUACUUUUCGCGACAUAGAUGGGCGAUAAAAUAACCAAUUUUUGUUGGCAUAGAAGGGCUUUCAGGUAAAUAGUGUUCUAACUUGGUAGGCAUAUACACCCGGAAAUUGUCGAAGCACUGGAUGCAUAUCAAGAAAAAUAGGGACAAAGCAAUCGAUCUUCUGGUCGACAAAUAAGGUCGUUUUGAUUCAUGAGCUUUCUGUCAAAAUAGUAAGGCAAAAUAAAUUAAUUACGGUUUUAGUUUCAAGAGGAGCAAUUCUGUCCUUCAAGACGGAUCAGGGCUGCAAAAUUUAUAUGUUACCUAGAUGACGCGGGUUUUUUAUAUCACUGAAAAUGCUAUUUUUCUGUCGAACAGUCUUCAAGACAGCAAGGUUUCAAUCGUGCGCCAAGUUCCUUCCGAUCCUUGGCUACCCCCAAUAGGAGGGGCAUUUAUUCACCAAGUUUAGGAGGACCUAUAGCAAAGCGUAAGUAUCCUUUAGACCAGUUUGAUUUUUACAGCAGAACAUGCAGUUUGCCCACAAAGUAACUGCACAGAUUCGUCAACCCUUCCUUUAGAAUCGAAAUCUAAUGCUGAUAAUUUGCGAUCGCCGCGAAGAAUACGUCUUGAACAGGAACUGGAUGAUCCACAAAGCCUGAUAAGUGACAGUUCGGGGGACGAAAUAACCAGAAAAAUCCUCCGUGGUUCGCCGCCAUCCGGAAAAACCACACCCAUCCGCGUUUCUGCGAUCAAUGAUAGCCAGAUCAAGGUAUGUUGAUUCAGCCCGGGUGGCUAAUUCGGCGUCUCACGAUCAUUCUUCGCAUUUUAGAUUGCGCAUAGUCUGAGUUUGACUGAUCUAUUCUAACGUAUAUGUGUGGUUACAUUUACAAACAGUGGGUUGAAUUUCGUUGCCUCAACAGUUCAGCAGGUAGAGUACCCGACACGCAAUUGGGAAGGCGGCGGCUUGAGGUCGUUGUUGGUCAGUGUUGUUGCUGCCUAAGUUUAUGAUUUCUUAUACGCUGCUAUCAAGUCUUAUUGACUGGUUUAUUAAGUACAGAACUUCACAGGAGCAUGAACGGCCCAUGGAGUUACAUUAAAUUGUAAUAGGGCCAAUUUGUGCUUGAUUUUUUUCUGCCUUCAAAAGUGAGGUCCAUCUCCUGGAGCACCGGUUUAUUUCGACUCCCAAACUAUUUAACGGGUUUUACGGACAAAUGAUAUCAAGCUGAUUUCAGAAACUACUCCUGACUUGACAUCCUUCACUGGUUAGCCAUAUGGUAAUCCUGGGCUUGAAAGUCUCAAGAUUUAAAUUAAAAGCAGCCUCUUAGGUGAUCUAAAAUCCAGCAAUUUACGCUUGAUAAAUUUUGUCGAGAAACAGGAACACAAUGCCCCCGUUUUUAUUUUUAACAUUUCUGAUUUACUGACCGUUAUUUGCCGUGUAAUCAUCUUCGUGAGCUGUGAAGCCUCAGCUCCAAGGCAAAGCAAAAUGCUCAUUUUCGUCCUCCAAUCACGAUAGAUUAUUGCCUGCCAUUAUCAUUUGGCUAUAUACGCUUGAUCAGUAGGCUCAUGCUCUUUUGUAUGUUGGAAUGAGAAUACUCAGCUUAUGUUGGAGUGGUGGUUACCGGUCUCGUUUGACUGCAGGAGCUCUUGUGUCUGACAAUGAGCCCAAACUAGGGCUGGCGUAGGCGGUCGCAUGGCGACAAAUAAUCAACAAUGGAAAGAAGUACGGAGAAUGGGGACUGCUAUGUCUGGCUUACUCGCCGUUCUCGGUUACUUGUGCCGACAACGCUUAUUGGAGAAGGGAGACGCACAAAGGUGAGACAGCCAACUGGAUGAAAGAGGACCCAAUUAUAGCAAAUACACCUUGGCUUUGCGAGCCAUUCAGUCCUGGUAAAGACCUCUUCGGCAGGCUAGCUGUCAGAAUGCUUUGCGGACAGUGUCAUCUAAAUUAGAAGCAGUGAACAAUGGAACAUCAAGGAGAUAAAUUAUUUUUUUUUUACAAGAAUCGCAACAUUGGUAAGAAGUCUCAUGUAGGUUGCCGUUUCUUAUAACUCCUCAGGAAAACAGAAAUAGUGUAGCACGAUGACUCUUUCGUAUUCUCUGCAGACUCGUUUUUUUUUUCUUUAUAGGGUUUGCCUGACAGCGCCACGCCGAAUUCAUCCGUCUUCAUUGACUGGGACAAAAUUGAUGAGCUUAUCGAAUCAGGAUAA
Spirometra erinaceieuropaei is the source of this 21277-nucleotide messenger RNA. The record is from the annotation of a GenBank genome assembly. NCBI's taxonomy places the organism in Eukaryota, Metazoa, Platyhelminthes, Cestoda, Diphyllobothriidea, Diphyllobothriidae.